UUUAUGUGCCAGCCCUGUAUUUGACCCGCGCUUUUGUUUACUGCUAAAAUAAAUUUAAAUUGACCAAGUUUGUUGUUUAAAAACUCAAAACCAAUUAAAAUUUAAAAAUAUAGAAAAUGUCUCUUUUCGGUGAGGAUGGGGUUGAAGAUCUCUUCAAUGCAAACGUUGACGAAAAUCGACUUCCCAGUGACGAUGAGCAGGAGAGAGCCGAUGGGGAAGGUGGCGAUAACGAUGACAUUAUGGGUGGCGAAAGUGGUCAAAGUGGCGAACCAAUUAAGCUUGAACACAAGAAACAACGAUCUGUACGAAAUCCCAGACCCAGACUAACAGUUGACACCCUUCAAGGACCUCGGGGCAUUCACACAAUCGAGGACUACUUCAAAGACAUGAAAUUCCAUGGCAAGGGUCAGGAACGCAAAGAUCUGAAUGAAGUUAUGCGACGAUUGCAACAUUGGGCACAUCGAAUGUAUCCCAGUUACAAGUUUGACGAUGUAGUUGCGACAAUUGAACGCCUGAGCAAGAAGAAACCUCUCCAGGUGCAUAUGAGCAAAUACCGACUUGGUAUGAUACAACCACAGAUAGUUCAUGAGAAUCAAGCUGAGAAUGAAGACGAAGAGGCACCGGAGGAUGAGCCAUUCGAUGAGUUCGAUGCUUUACUGGGUGAGCAGAUCGCCAUAUCGAAACUGGCUCCCAAGACACCCAGCCGUCCACAGAGUUCCAUGUCGGGUAGUUCGUUGACAACUCCAGCAUUCGGCAGAGGAGCCAACGUAAUGUCCACACCAUACUCGGGAGUCUUUAAUUUGGACGAAAGUGAUCUAGCACAACCACUGCCACAAAGCCAGACAUCGAUUUCCGAAAUCGAACCAACGCCAGAGCGAUCAGAAAAGCCAAAACUUUCAUCGGAACAGUUGGCGAGAAUUGCAGAGAAUCGAAGACUCGCCAUGGAAAGAUUAAAGACCAAAAAGGCUCAGGAAAGCUUCUAGAUUUAAGGUUUUUUUUUUAUAAAUUUUAUUAAUCUUUGUACAAAUGUCAAAAAUUCAUACUCUCAAUAAAUAUUCUUGUUGUCU
Molecule: messenger RNA, 1067 nt
Organism: Eupeodes corollae
Lineage: Eukaryota; Metazoa; Arthropoda; Insecta; Diptera; Syrphidae
Product: protein TIPIN homolog
Exons: 1
Coding region: 117-983 (288 amino acids)
Biological process (GO): replication fork arrest; DNA damage response; replication fork processing
Cellular component (GO): nucleus; replication fork protection complex
Molecular function (GO): DNA binding
Source: RefSeq, a predicted model, not a curated record